AUGAAUUUUGACAGGGCAUCCAAGGAAAAUCCUGGCCCAUCUGGUGCAGGGUUUGUGGCGCGAGAUUCUCAGGGGAACAUCAUGGCAAUUGGUGCAAAACGACUUGUUGAUGGGUCCAACAACGAGGCAGAAGUACAGGCUGCUUGGGAAGCUAUUCGGAUGGCAAAAACAUUGAAGGUUAACCAUUUAAAUUUGGAAGGGGAUUCGUUAUUGGUGGUCACCACUAUUGCAGAAGGGGAGACAACUACUUGGAGCCUAAAUAAACAUAUUAAAUUAAUCAUUUCUGCUCUCUCCUCCUUUGAGGAUUACAAAAUAACACAUGUGAAAAGAAGUGGCGGACACGCUGUCAAAUAUAGCAAUGUCAUCAUUGAGAGUUAA
This is a messenger RNA of Cryptomeria japonica (Japanese cedar), 378 nucleotides long. RefSeq lists its product as uncharacterized. Gene Ontology annotation, molecular function: RNA-DNA hybrid ribonuclease activity; nucleic acid binding. Bases 1 to 378 code for a protein of 125 amino acids. The transcript has a single exon. The record is from RefSeq and is a predicted model, not a curated record. NCBI's taxonomy places the organism in Eukaryota, Viridiplantae, Streptophyta, Pinopsida, Cupressales, Cupressaceae.